Molecule: messenger RNA, 6706 nt
Organism: Macaca mulatta (Rhesus monkey)
Lineage: Eukaryota; Metazoa; Chordata; Mammalia; Primates; Cercopithecidae
Source: RefSeq, a predicted model, not a curated record
AAAUCUUAUUAGAUGCUUUUGAGAUUCAUUAAAAGAACCGAAGCAUCAGGCACGUUUAAAACAUUACCAGGCUGGAUGGAGUACGAAGGCACUGAGGGCAAUGUACUUAAACCUCCGUAGGUUCAACCAAGUCUCACUGGGCGUAACACAACGAACAAGUGAUGCUUUUUGAAACAAAUUUGGAGAGUUGGCUGCAGGAAAAUUAACAAGCCAGUGGAUUUCCUUUCCCCUUCCUUAGGAAACUUGUUUCUGUAGAUGCAAAAAGGGCCCUAGAUCCUCUGGAAGAGAAAGAGGCGAGUGGGGAGGGGAAGUUUCUCUGCUUUCUUUACUCCCCACCUGCAGUCUGUCUGAUUUCCUCUCCAGCUCUGUCUGAUAAGGAAUUGAUUCUCCCCCUCCUCUUCCCCCUCCCGCCCUCCCUCUCCUUCUCCCUGAGUAACGAUGCUGUCCUAGCAAGUGAUGCUGUCGGAGACAGGAGACAGGCGCCGAGGAGGCAUCGCCGCCGCCGCGGGGCUGGAGAGCCUCUCCCAGCACCAGCGCCCCGCUCGGCCCCGGGCUUCCUCGUCGCAGCCACGGCCGCGGCGGUUGCUCCCACGUUUUGAUGGUGGGCGGCGGCAGCUCGGCUUCGGCGCCAGCCUCUAACUGCUCGAUCGCUGGCCGCACCGCUCUCCGCUCCUGCCUUCCCGCCCUGGGCCGCCCGGGGCCGCGGAAGCCGCGGGAGGUGGGGAAGGGGCGCCCCGGGAAGACCGCACGGCCGCGAAGGUGGAGGAGGCCGGCAGCUGGUACCCCCACACCCGGACCGCAGCUGGCGCGAUGUCCACCAAGGUCAGGAAGUGCAAGGAGCAAGCAAGGGUGACCUUCCCCGCGCCGGAGGAGGAGGAAGAGGAGGGCGAGGACGAGGGAGCGGAGCCGCAGCGCCGCCGCCGGGGCUGGAGGGGCGUCAACGGGGGGCUGGAGCCGCGCUCUGCGCCCUCGCAGCGGGAGUCGCACGGCUACUGCCCGCCGCCCUUCUCCCACGGGCCGGACCUGUCCAUGGAGGGAAGCCCAUCCCUGAGACGCAUGACGGUGAUGCGGGAGAAGGGCCGCCGCCAGGCUGUCAGGGGCCCGGCCUUCAUGUUCAAUGACCGGGGCACCAGCCUCACCGCCGAGGAGGAGCGCUUCCUCGACGCCGCCGAGUACGGCAACAUCCCAGUGGUGCGCAAAAUGCUGGAGGAGUCCAAGACGCUGAACGUCAACUGCGUGGACUACAUGGGCCAGAACGCGCUGCAGCUGGCUGUGGGCAACGAGCACCUGGAGGUGACCGAGCUGCUGCUCAAGAAGGAGAACCUAGCGCGCAUUGGCGACGCCCUGCUGCUCGCCAUCAGCAAGGGCUACGUGCGCAUCGUAGAGGCCAUCCUCAACCACCCUGGCUUCGCCGCCAGCAAGCGCCUCACUCUCAGCCCCUGCGAGCAGGAGCUGCAGGACGACGACUUCUACGCUUACGACGAGGACGGCACGCGCUUCUCGCCGGACAUCACCCCCAUCAUCCUGGCGGCGCACUGCCAGAAAUACGAAGUGGUACACAUGCUGCUGAUGAAGGGCGCCAGGAUCGAGCGGCCGCACGACUAUUUCUGCAAGUGCGGGGACUGCAUGGAGAAGCAGAGGCACGACUCCUUCAGCCACUCGCGCUCGAGGAUCAACGCCUAUAAGGGGCUGGCCAGCCCGGCGUACCUCUCGUUGUCCAGCGAAGACCCAGUGCUCACAGCCCUAGAGCUCAGCAACGAGCUGGCCAAGCUGGCCAACAUAGAGAAGGAGUUCAAGAAUGACUAUCGGAAGCUCUCCAUGCAGUGCAAAGACUUUGUAGUGGGUGUGCUGGAUCUCUGCCGAGACUCAGAAGAGGUAGAAGCCAUUCUGAAUGGAGAUCUGGAGUCAGCAGAACCUCUGGAGGUACACAGGCACAAAGCUUCAUUAAGUCGUGUCAAACUUGCCAUUAAGUAUGAAGUCAAAAAGUUUGUGGCUCAUCCCAACUGCCAGCAGCAGCUCUUGACAAUCUGGUAUGAGAACCUCUCAGGCCUAAGGGAGCAGACCAUAGCGAUCAAGUGUCUCGUUGUGCUGGUCGUGGCCCUGGGCCUUCCAUUCCUUGCUAUCGGCUACUGGAUUGCACCUUGCAGCAGGCUGGGGAAAAUUCUGCGAAGCCCUUUUAUGAAGUUUGUAGCACACGCAGCUUCUUUCAUCAUCUUCCUGGGCCUGCUUGUGUUCAAUGCCUCAGACAGGUUUGAAGGCAUCACCACGCUGCCCAAUAUCACGGUUAUUGACUAUCCCAAACAGAUCUUCAGGGUGAAAACCACCCAGUUUACAUGGACUGAAAUGCUAAUUAUGGUCUGGGUUCUUGGAAUGAUGUGGUCUGAGUGUAAAGAGCUCUGGCUGGAAGGACCUAGGGAAUACAUUUUGCAGUUGUGGAAUGUGCUGGAUUUUGGGAUGCUCUCCAUCUUCAUUGCUGCUUUCACAGCCAGAUUCCUAGCUUUCCUUCAGGCAACAAAGGCACAACAGUAUGUGGACAGUUAUGUCCAAGAGAGCGACCUCAGUGAAGUGACACUCCCACCAGAGAUACAGUAUUUCACUUAUGCUAGAGAUAAAUGGCUCCCUUCUGACCCUCAGAUUAUAUCUGAAGGCCUUUAUGCCAUAGCUGUUGUGCUCAGCUUCUCUCGGAUUGCAUACAUCCUCCCUGCAAAUGAGAGCUUUGGCCCCCUGCAGAUCUCUCUUGGAAGGACUGUAAAGGACAUAUUCAAGUUCAUGGUCCUCUUUAUUAUGGUGUUUUUUGCCUUUAUGAUUGGCAUGUUCAUACUUUAUUCUUACUACCUUGGGGCUAAAGUAAAUGCUGCUUUUACCACUGUAGAAGAAAGUUUCAAGACUUUAUUUUGGUCAAUAUUUGGGUUGUCUGAAGUGACUUCUGUUGUGCUCAAAUAUGAUCACAAAUUCAUAGAAAAUAUUGGAUACGUUCUUUAUGGAAUAUACAACGUAACUAUGGUGGUCGUUUUACUCAACAUGCUAAUUGCUAUGAUUAAUAGCUCAUAUCAAGAAAUUGAGGAUGACAGCGAUGUAGAAUGGAAGUUUGCUCGUUCAAAACUUUGGUUAUCCUAUUUUGAUGAUGGAAAAACAUUACCUCCACCCUUCAGUCUAGUUCCUAGUCCAAAAUCAUUUGUUUAUUUCAUCAUGCGAAUCAUUAACUUCCCCAAAUGCAGAAGGAGAAGGCUUCAGAAGGAUAUAGAAAUGGGAAUGGGUAACUCAAAGUCCAGGUUUACAAAGUGCUUUGCUGUACAUUUGAACCUCAUGCAACGCUGUGAGUUAAACCUCUUCACUCAGUCUAACUCAAGAGUUUUUGAAUCACACAGUUUUAACAGCAUUCUCAAUCAGCCAACACGUUAUCAGAUAAUGAAAAGACUUAUAAAGCGGUAUGUUUUGAAAGCACAAGUAGACAAAGAAAAUGAUGAAGUUAAUGAAGGUGAAUUAAAAGAAAUCAAGCAAGAUAUCUCCAGCCUUCGUUAUGAACUUUUGGAAGACAAGAGCCAAGCAACUGAGGAAUUAGCCAUUCUAAUUCAUAAACUUAGUGAGAAACUGAAUCCCAGCAUGCUGAGAUGUGAAUGAUGCGGCAACCUGGAUUUGGCUUUGACUAUAGCACAAAUGUGGGCAAUAAUAUUUCUAAGUAUGAAAUACUUGAAAAACUAUGAUGUACAUUUUUAGUAUUAACUACCUUUAUCAUGUGAAUCUUUAAAAGUUAGCUCGUAAUGGUUUUAUUGUUUUAUCACAUGAAAAUGCAUUUUAUUUGUCUGCCUUGACAUUACAAUGACAUACCAUUGUGUUGAAAAGCCCAAUAUUACUAUAUUAUUGAAAUUUUUAUUCAUUUUAAACUCCACAUCUUUGCACUACCUGUUUGCCUCCAAGAGACUAUCAGUUUCUUGGGGACAGGGACCAUGUCUUAUUCAUCUUUGUGUCUCCAGCAUCUAGUACAGUGCCUGGUACAUAGUAGGUGCUCAAUAAAUGUUGAAACCAACUGAACUGAACUGCCAACAAAAUAAAAAUAAAAAGUCCUCACUAUGUAGCAUACCUUCCCUUGUCCAAGUUCUGAGUUCUGAAGAGAUCUUUUUUUUUUUUAAAUAGAAACUGAAGAAAUUUUACAACCAGCUAUGACUUGGUAAGACAUUCUUAGAAUUUUAGGUGUCACUGAUAAUCCUAGAACCAUUGAGCCCCUAGGGAAGAGUUUAACAACAAAAUCGGUUAAUGGAAAAUAUAAUUACAUUAAAUAUUUAAGUUUCAUAUAAUUAUUUAAAACAACACAUUAAAGAUUUUUCUAAAAUACAGACUGCUUGCUUUCUAUCUUAGACUUACAUUUGUCAUUUUUCAGUAAUGUGAUUUUCUUUUAAGUUGGAGAUUAUGCAGGGUUGUCAUUUUGUUAUAACGGUCUAUUUUCUGCCUCUGCUGCUUUAAUGCUAAAUGAGAUAUCAACAGCUGACUUCGUAUCUCAUCCGUGAGCUCCCUUCUGAGUUUUGGAGGGUCUGCUCAUGGGAAGAAAUAGGAAAGAGCAAUGACUAUGGGCGUACCUGGAAAGACAUGACCAAGCAUCCCCAAGUGUGUUUCAGUUCCUUUUGAGGCAUUUCCUGCCAUCAUUGCUUACAACGAUUGACAUCUUUUUUUCUUAUCAAAGGAUUCCAAUUCCACUUUCUAUAUAAAAUAGAUUGUGAUGUAUCUACGUAUGCCUUAUUACAUAACUGAGCUGAAUGCUGGUAAUAUCCGCAAUGCCUCUUGGGAAAAGGCAUACAGACCAGUAAGUUCCCCGGUCACUUCAGAGACCAUAAAACAUUCAAAGCAUUUUUUAACCAGCUAGGUUUAAAUCUCUCAUAGAGUUAUGUUUAGCAUCCUGAGUCCCUUCAGUCAGUUGCUGUCAAGUCUUAUAGGAAUACGAAUUGUGAUCAUAGCUCAAAGAGUUUCAGAGGUCCUUAAAACCAACUAAAUACAUGCUACUUUAAAAUCAUUGCUGUCACACAGAAAAGCUUUCUAGAUGUGAAGACAGAAAUAAGUGUUAAAUGGAACUACAUAAAGCUCUUUAAAGUUACUUCUUAAUUUCUACUUUUUGAGAGUUAAAUUAAGAAAGGAACUUUAUACAUUUUUUGCUACCAUUGUAGAAUAUUUCAUUAACUUUUGUGCGAUGCUAAGAGUAUUUGUCUUAAACAUUUUUAAGACUUCAUGUUGUGUCUCAGAACUGAAUAAAAUAUUGAAUUUUUCCAUUGUUAUAUGUUACCAUAUGUUAUAUUAAGGUAGUAAAGAUACAAAGUUUCUAUAAUAGAUAUUUCUGAUAGUUUUAUAGUAUGGUCCAGAUUCCAAGUGUGAAAAGUUUUUGCUUAUAGCUAUGGAACUGAAUAUUUUGUAAUUUUCUUCCUUGGGGUUGGAAAAAAUGCUGAAUGAAAAAGUGGCAGAUUCAGCUGGGGACAUUCAGCCUAUGAUCCUUGGAAUCUGAAGAUCAGAGAAGUAUGAAGAUAAGCCUCAUGGUAUCUACACGAUGUGAAUUAAAAAAAAAACUGACUUUUUUUUUUUUUUUUUUUUUGCAUCCAUGCCCCUCACAACUGUGGAGCUCUUAACAGGCAUUUUUUCUUUAUUUACUAUGUAUAAACUGGUAUAGUUUUAAUAUUUCAUCUUUUUCCUUAUCAUUUCAAGGUGGUGUUUCAGAAGAAGGUGUGAUGACAAAGUGUAGUGUGUGUGAUUGAUGUUUUUGAUGCCCUGCCCAGAUGCCCUCUACUGGGCCAGUGCACCUGUCUCCCAUAUUCUCCUGUCCAGUUCCUAGUUAAUCACUUCCCCUGGAGAAUUGCCCUCAGCUAAAAAGAAGCAGUUUUACCCUGGAUGUGAUGCCUCCAGCUUCCCAUGGCCAGUGACUGAUGGGGGGGGGCACAAAGGGCCGGCCCCAUGUCUCAAGGUGGGGCCAACUAUUUGGUGCAGUUCAUGCUCCAGAGCUCCUGAAAGGAUUAGGCUGAUGCCAGACUCAAGUUGAGAUGAAAUCUUGGUUUAGCUUCUUCCUCUGCCUUUUCAAGUUUCCUUCCCUCCCUUUCUCCAGAGAGCAUCCCCUUAAUGAGUCAUCACAUCCAAAUCUUGUUAGGUUUUGCUUUUAGGGAACUCACACUAAGACAGAAGGUAUUAAUGUGGUAGCCUACGGUUGAAAUGAGGAUUAGUCGAGGGGAUUGCUGUCAGAAUUAGUCCUUCACUUGAGGAUAAAGAUAGCUCUGGGUAGCAAGUCCUUUCCCUACUCACUUUUAACAGAUACCUUUGGGAAAACAAAGCUCAAAGUUGUUGGGGCAAUUCAGAGAAGGGAGCGUUUAAACAGGACCAAAAACAACUUUCUAGAAAAAAAAACAUUAAUUAAAGGAUUGUCAAAACCCCAGGACUCUUCUUUCCUUGGGACAUCUCUCAUUUUUUUACCUCUUUGCUAUUCUUAUUUUUUUCUCAGUUACAGAUAAAAUAAAGAAAAGAAAGCAACAGUCAAACUGCUUCUUAGACGUACUGUUUGAAAAGUUUGGUACUUUGUAAGUUCCUGCUAUAUUGAAUUUACAGAGCACCCGUGACUUUAUGGAAGUCACAAUCUGUUCAAAAGUUUGGGUUCUUAGACUUGAAAUAAUGAGAAAACUUUGAAAAAUGGUACACAAUAUCUUCAAAGAGUUUAUGCACAAUAAAAACUUUAAAAUGA